Messenger RNA from Necator americanus (New World hookworm), 237 nucleotides. RefSeq lists its product as uncharacterized. NCBI's taxonomy places the organism in Eukaryota, Metazoa, Nematoda, Chromadorea, Rhabditida, Ancylostomatidae. Gene Ontology annotation, cellular component: proteasome regulatory particle, lid subcomplex; proteasome complex. The transcript is spliced from 3 exons. The record is from RefSeq and is a predicted model, not a curated record. The coding region runs from base 1 to 237 and encodes 78 amino acids. Gene Ontology annotation, biological process: proteasome assembly; mRNA export from nucleus; double-strand break repair via homologous recombination.
AUGUCCACUGGAAUCACCAUAACGAAAAAGGAGACGACCAAAGAGAAGGCAAAGAAAACCAUAGAUGAUGAAGAAUUUGAAGAGUUCCCCGUACAAGAAUGGGCGGAGAAAGCUGAGAAUGGCGACGAUGAGGAAAUGAACGUGUGGGAGGACAAUUGGGACGAUGAAACACAUGAAAGCGAUUUCUCAAAGCAAUUGAAGGAAGAAUUGAUGAAGAGUGGUCAUACUAUUGCAUAA